This is a messenger RNA of Penaeus monodon (black tiger shrimp), 468 nucleotides long. RefSeq names its product cell wall integrity and stress response component 4-like. The record is from RefSeq and is a predicted model, not a curated record. NCBI's taxonomy places the organism in Eukaryota, Metazoa, Arthropoda, Malacostraca, Decapoda, Penaeidae.
GUUCCGCCUCUUGGCGUCGUCGAGCCCCAGCAAGGAGUCAGGGAGAGUUCCCUGUCCGCGGGAUCCUCGACGACCAGCACCACUCUGGAAAGUACCUCUGCGCAAACCACAUCAUCGGUAGGAAUUACAACAUCCACUGAAACCACGGUUUCUCCUGGAAGUACAUCAUCCCCCGCAAGCACGGCCGAAAGCACAGUGUCUUCAGGAAGCACAUAUUCGUCAGAAAGCACAAACUCUACAGACACUGCGACUCAAGAGACGGACGCGCCCCAACCUGGGCUGUCGGGCGGGGCCAUCGCGGGGAUCGUGAUCGGCUCCCUGGCAGGGGUGGCCCUUCUGGCGGGCGGCGUGUACCUCCUCAAGGCGAAGGGCCUCCUGUGCUUCGGCUAAUCCUCCUUCCGCGCCUCUUGCUGCGUCUGGAGGAGCGACGAGCCGCGGGACGCUCCCCUGACGUCCCGAGAUCUGUUC